AUGAUACUGACAUCAUUGGGCGUAUCAGACGUUAUAGGAAUAAUUAUAUUCUUUUACGUCGCAAAAUUUUAUUACAAGUAUUUUACACGUCCGAAUCCUUUACCUGGGUCUAUCCCACUACCUAUAAUUGGAGAUUUAUUAGGAUUAAUUUAUUAUGCUAAAGGGGAUUUUACAGAAUGGUACAAGAUACUACAUCAAAGACAUGGUGAUAUUUUCGAAUCAUAUAUGGGUGGUUUUCGAAGG
Molecule: messenger RNA, 243 nt
Organism: Funneliformis geosporum
Lineage: Eukaryota; Fungi; Glomeromycota; Glomeromycetes; Glomerales; Glomeraceae
Source: the annotation of a GenBank genome assembly